UGGUGCUCAUCAUAGCCAUACUCAACGAUGGUAAUUAAUGUAGUAGCACCUCUGAACUUUGGUGCCAAGUUUCAGACCAUACUGAAACACAUAGCCUGACCGAAAUGCUUUGAUCAGGGACGAUCAUGGCGAUAUCCAAGGACCGGGUGACGCCGUCGCGGAGCCCGUACAGUUGGAAGCUGAACGAGAUAUUCGCCACCGGGGUCGUCAUCGGCGCCUACCUCGCGCUGGCCACGGUGCUCUUCUACUGGGCAGUCACCAGAACCACAUUCUUUGAGGUUAGCACAUCCAAGGCUGAACCGAUGAACAUCUCUGUUGAUCUGUACUUCGGGAGAAAGAGAGAAAUUUUGCUUUCAGACUGAGAGACACACACAUUGUUAUUUCAGCCAAUCAUUUAUAUAUGUAUUAUUGGUGGAUUGCACCGUGAAUAAAAACCUGAUGGUCAUGUUCGACAUCAAUCAAGAAUUUAAUUGAAGGCAGGGUACGCACAUUGAUGGAAAUGGAUGCCUUUUUUCAUUUUCUUUCAGCUGUAACAUAUUUCCAUCCGAUGGAUUUGGUUUUACUUCACUUGCACAUAAAGCCAGUAAUUUGUUUUCAGAGAGAUACCCAGCGAGUCAAUUUUACCUGUGACUACACAAGGGCUCUGUUCUGUUCUACUACUCCCUCCAUACCAAAAUACAAGACGUGAAAUACAGUUUUAAUUCAACUGUAAAAAUGUCUUAUAUUUUGGUAUAGAGGUACGGUUCAUUGUGUAUUUAUGUGUAUGCAUGGGUGCUUGUGUGUUGUUCUUGGAUUCCUACCUGUAUCGGUUCAUUCACACUCAUCAGGUGUUUUUAUGUCUCCUUCAUAUGAUGACUUAGAUUUUUGUUUCUUUUCUCAGAAAUUGCACCGGAAAUUGAAUCAAAUAGUAAAGCUAUUGCCCAAAUUGUCCUAAUAAGAAUUUAAACACUGAAACCUUCUAAUAUUCUGAAAUUGUGCUUUC
Triticum urartu is the source of this 982-nucleotide messenger RNA. The record is from RefSeq and is a predicted model, not a curated record. NCBI's taxonomy places the organism in Eukaryota, Viridiplantae, Streptophyta, Magnoliopsida, Poales, Poaceae.